UCUUGUUCUUUGUCUGAUUAAGAAAGCACUUACACCAAGCAUGGGAAGUACCUAGGGAACUUAAGGAAAAUGCAAAGUCUUUGGGCUAGUUUGCUCUUCACCAAAUUCCGCUAAAAAGCCUUUGUGGAUCACAUUUUAAAGAAAUUUAAUGAAAGGAUUUCAAGCGGCAUCAAAAGGAAAAACAUGGGGAUACUGUAUUCACAGCCCAUUUGCCAAGCAGCUUAUAAUAAUGACCUCAAUGAACUUCAGCUCCUAUUGGAAGAAGACAGAAAUAAUCUGAAUAUCCAGGACUAUUUUGGUGGAGACACGCCAUUAAUCUGUGCAUGCAAAAAAGGGCACAAUAGAAUCGUCAGUUACCUUCUGAAAAUGAAUGCUGAUGUAAACAUAAAAAAUAAGAAAGAAAGAACCUGUUUGCACUACGCAGUCAAAAAACGAUUUGGUUUCCUUGAUUAUUUGCUCAUCAUACUUUUAAUGCCUGUUAUGCUACUAGGAUAUCUUCUCAUGGUUUCUAAAAGUAAGCAGAAUGAACACCUCAUCAAGAUGCUGCUUAGAGCUGGUGCCUAUGUUAACGCUCAAGAUGAUUUGGGACGGACUGCCCUCCACUAUGCUUGUGAAAUGAAAAACCAAUCCAUCAUUCCAUUAUUAGUUGAAGCAGGUGCUGACCUUUCCCUAAAGGACAAGGAUGGAGAGACUCCGUUGGACAUAGCAAGAAGAUUAAAAUUCCUCAACAUAGAACACAUAUUAAAGAAGGAUUCCUAGAUCAUUAUAUCAGAUAUUGUUAGAAAAGCUCCAACCCAUGGGGCCGAUUCAUUGUGAUAAAUGUAAUUCCUUUUACAAUUUCAAGUGACAUCAAGCAGCCAAUAAGCUUAUGCAAAAGAAUAGACUGCAUUAAAUCCUGUUGCUGGAGGUUUAACGGGUGAUAAAAUCAAAAUGAGGUGGUCAAUUCUGUGAGCAUCAAAAUAUUAUUUUUACUUUCAUGAUUGUCUUACUAAAGUACAACGUUUGUAAGAGUAUAAUUCAGUGUUUUUCAAACCUGACAACUUUAAGAUGUGUGGACUUCAAUUCCUACAGUUCGCCAGCUAGUUGAAAUCUACACAGUGGUUGUCAAUUUGAAAACCAUUGGUAUAGUAUAAGCCAUAUUAUUUAUUUCAUUGGUAUUAAAUUGUGCUAUUUAUAUGUGUUGUAAUCCAAAACAGGUUUAGCAAUAAAGAUGUGUUGUAAAUUGA
Messenger RNA from Ahaetulla prasina, 1226 nucleotides. RefSeq names its product ankyrin repeat domain 22 (gene ANKRD22). The transcript has 6 exons. NCBI's taxonomy places the organism in Eukaryota, Metazoa, Chordata, Lepidosauria, Squamata, Colubridae. The record is from RefSeq and is a predicted model, not a curated record. Gene Ontology annotation, molecular function: protein binding. The coding region runs from base 184 to 759 and encodes 191 amino acids.